Molecule: messenger RNA, 927 nt
Organism: Trypanosoma theileri
Lineage: Eukaryota; Euglenozoa; Kinetoplastea; Trypanosomatida; Trypanosomatidae
Product: fatty acid elongase
Exons: 1
Coding region: 1-927 (308 amino acids)
Biological process (GO): sphingolipid biosynthetic process; fatty acid elongation, polyunsaturated fatty acid; very long-chain fatty acid biosynthetic process
Cellular component (GO): endoplasmic reticulum membrane
Molecular function (GO): fatty acid elongase activity
Source: RefSeq, a predicted model, not a curated record
AUGACAGAAUCCCUGGUGUAUGCAUUUAAUCACUUUGCGGAUAACUUCCAGGGGAGUGGCCUGCGGGAGUGGAUGCGUGAACACACGGAGGUGCCUGUUCUGGCGGUAGUCCUCUACCUCGCGCUGGUCCUUUACGUGCCGGACUCUUUCAUGGCCCAUCGCCCGGCAAUGAACCUGCGCGUUUGGAAUAUUCUCUGGAAUCUCUUCUUAACACUCUUCUCAAUGGGUGGGGCGUAUUACUGUGUGCCGCGAUUACUGGAAGUGACCACCGCCCCAGUGAUUGGGAAAUUACUGGUGGAGGGAAAUAAUAAUAAUAAUAAUACUAAUAAUAAUAAUACUAAUACUACACCGCCGGUGAUGGCGGGGAAUCUUUACAAUUCCGCCUGUUAUUGGAAUAGAGGAAUGUUCUUUGAUGGACCUGUGGGAUUUUGGGUGGCGGCCUUUGUACUCUCCAAGAUUCCAGAAAUGAUGGAUACUGUAUUUCUUGUUUUGCAGAAGAAACCGGUGAUCUUUCUGCAUUGGUAUCAUCAUGCUACUGUGAUGCUUUUCUGUUGGCAUGGAUAUGCAUAUACAAUAUCUAGUGGACUUUGGUUUGCCACUAUGAAUUACUUUGUACAUUCUAUUAUGUAUUUCUAUUACUUUGUCUGUGCCUGUGGAUUCCGUAAAGUUAUUCGCCCCAUUGCCCCGUUAAUUACAGCCUUACAGAUUUUACAAAUGGUGGUGGGGACCUUAAUUGUUACCUAUACAUAUACUGUGAAGAAUAUAUUGGGAAUGAAGUGUGAUGUGAAUGGGUCUAGUCUUCGUUUGGGUUUGUUGAUGUAUGUGAGUUACUUGAUUCUCUUCUCUCAACUGUUCCACCGCAGUUAUCUUUCCCAAGCUGGGAAACAAGCCUCAAAGUUAACAAAUGGGGCGAAGAAGGUGAAGUAA